GAAUCGCAACAAUAAAUCGCAAAGUAUAAACAGUAGAAUUUAUUCGACUCUAUUCUUGAAAAUAAUGUAACAAUAUCAAUUGGCGCGAACCGAAUAUGAUGAUUUCAUCUUUGAAAAUAAUUAUUCUCUUUAUCAUCAUCAGCUUGAUUCUAGUGGAGUUGACGACAAGUAGAGUUGCAGGGUUUUGUAACUCUACAAUAUUGACAAAUGGCAAUGUCAAACGUUUGCAAUGCAAUUUCGAAAAAGGCCGGGCAAAUUAUAAUACAGGUGAUGUAAGGGAAUGCAAAUGUAAUGGACGUGAUUGCUACGAGUUGUCACACGCCAGUUUUGUGUGUCGCUCAGAUUCAGACUGGUAUUUUGAAGACAAUAAUUCAACUUCAGAAUAUUGGGGAGUUGAAUGCAAGGAUGAGAAAAGCUGCCCCAGGUGUUUCAUCCCUAAAUCUGAUUUUUCCAAUUGCUACAAAGUAAAGGAUUAUUCCAAUAAUUAUUUUGCUUGUGUAUGCAAACACAACCAAAGAGAAUACACCAUGAAGUGCCAACACAAUGGACACCUUUACAUAUGGAGCCCUUUGGCACAUACAAAAUACGAACAACCUAAAUUACCAAAUAGUACUAUUUCCACGGUUGAGACAACAAAAGCACCCAUUAUUUUUUCAUCCUCAAGCACAAUUCAACAAUCUGAAAUUGCCAAAGUAAAUACUAGUGAACCCAAUCAAAACAUUUCUACACCUCUGCCAACAUCAGAAAAGAAAACAAAAGAACGGAAUGAGGAUAUUUUUCCAAAUGAGAUGACAAUAGCACCUUCAACCUUACGCACAACUCACCACGCUACAUUUGCAGAAGAAAGUACGGGUAAAGAAUAUCAAACGACUUCAACACCACUAGAAAACGAAAAGAAGGCAUGGUACGAGGAGACAAGCUACAUCAUACUUGCUGGUUCAAUCUUGGCGUUCAUUGCAUUUGGCGCUGUUGCCUUUGCUAUUUUUGCAAUAGUCAAACGAAGAACGCCUGUUCGACCUAUUAUAUUGUAAUUAAUCAAGAAUAACAAUAAUUUAAGUAAAACUCAGACACGGCAAAUUUUCCUUCAAUAUGUCAAAUUGCAUGAUAUGUUUCAAAAUUUAAGAAGAAAAAAAACAGCCUUUUUCCUUUUUUAA
This is a messenger RNA of Neocloeon triangulifer, 1154 nucleotides long. RefSeq lists its product as uncharacterized. Lineage: Eukaryota; Metazoa; Arthropoda; Insecta; Ephemeroptera; Baetidae. The record is from RefSeq and is a predicted model, not a curated record. The coding region runs from base 96 to 1031 and encodes 311 amino acids. The transcript is spliced from 4 exons.